Macadamia integrifolia is the source of this 2735-nucleotide messenger RNA. RefSeq names its product protein STRUBBELIG-RECEPTOR FAMILY 6-like. Gene Ontology annotation, molecular function: protein binding; ATP binding; protein kinase activity. The coding region runs from base 346 to 2430 and encodes 694 amino acids. The record is from RefSeq and is a predicted model, not a curated record. The transcript is spliced from 16 exons. Gene Ontology annotation, biological process: protein phosphorylation. Lineage: Eukaryota; Viridiplantae; Streptophyta; Magnoliopsida; Proteales; Proteaceae.
GGAAUUGAUAGCAUACCUCCCUAAGAACCUUUUCCCAUAGAAAAACCUGGAAGCGGGGGAGCGUGUUGGAUUUUAUUAAUGCUUUUUUUCUUUAUUGGUCAAAAUGCUUGAGAAGCUUUCUAGUUUGGGAUUCUUCUCACCUCUGGUGCCAGCUCUACUUCAUCUCUUUGAAUUCUGGGUAUAUAAACAGAUGAAGUAGAGCUGGCUUCAGAGCUAUCUCUUCUCUUGCUGGGUUUUAUCUUCUCUGCAAAUUCCAGUAAGGAUCAAAGGGGAAAAAGAAGUAUAACUCCUAUAGGCUUUAGAGCCAUCUGUUCUCUUCUCUUGCUGGGCAGUUUUUGUCCAGAGAUGUGGCAAGUGUGGGUACUCGUCCUCAGCAUUUCGGUUUGGAGUCCAGCUUGUGUCAAUGGAAAAACAAGACCAGAAGACGCUUCUGCAAUUGCGGUAAUGUACAGCAACCUAAAUUCUCCACCUCAGCUAACAGGUUGGAGCUCAAGCAGUGGUGGUGAUCCGUGUGGGCAGUCCUGGAGAGGUGUAUCCUGUUCAGGCUCUGCAGUUACAGAAAUAAAAUUAUCAGGUCUUGGACUUACUGGGUCAAUGGGGUACCAGCUAACAAGUCUAACUUCUUUAACGAUCCUUGAUAUGAGUAACAAUAAUCUUGGAAACCAGAUACCCUAUCAACUCCCUCCGAAUGUGCAGCAACUAAAUCUCGCUGGAAACUCCUUCAAUGAUGCGAUCCCUUAUUCAAUUUCCCAGUUGACUUCUCUUAACUACCUAAACAUCAGUCAUAAUCAAAUUCAGGGCCAAGUGGGUGACAUGUUUGGAAAGCUCUCCGCCAUUACCACAUUGGACUUCUCUUUCAAUGAAUUGACGGGUAACCUUCCUACGAGUUUUAGCUCCCUUUCAGGUGUGACUACCAUGUAUUUACAGAACAACCAAUUUACAGGUCCCAUUAAUGUCCUUGCAAAUCUUCCCCUUCAAAAUUUAAAUGUUGCAAAUAACCAAUUUAGUGGCUGGAUUCCUAACCAGUUGAAAAACAUAAACAUUUUGCAGACUGGAGGUAACUCAUGGAAUUAUGGGCCUGCACCACCACCUCCACCAUAUACAUCUCCACCAAGUGGAUAUACCAAUCAAAACAAACCUAGUACCUCUAAUGGUAAUACAUCAGGUAUUGGAGGUGGAGGUGUAGCAGGAAUAGUAAUAUCAAUUUUGGUCGUUGGCGCAAUAGUAGCAUUCUUCUUAAUGAAAAGGAGAUCCAGAAGGCCUGCAUCAGAUGUUGAAAAGGUUGACACUGAUCGACCUUUCACUCCCCUUGUUUCGAGUGAAUUUAAAGAAGAAAAGUCUAUUCAGACAUCCUCUGUGAUUAACGCAAAGACUCUGGAAACUUCGGCAUUGAUGAAUCUGAGUCCUCCCCCUAUUGAUCGGCACAAAUCAUUCGAUGAACAUGACCUUUCAAAAAAUCCAGUCGUUGUCAAGAAAGCUAAAACUGCUCCAAUAAAUGCUACAAUGUAUUCAAUAGCAGACCUGCAGAUGGCUACAGGCAGCUUUAAUGUGGAAAACCUUAUUGGUGAGGGGUCUAUUGGACGUGUUUAUCGAGCCCAAUUGGACGAUGGGAAGGUUCUUGCUGUGAAGAAAAUUGAUUCAUCCGUUCUGCCAUCCCAAUCAUCUGAAGAUUUCAUAGAGCUUGUUUCCAACAUCUCCCGGUUGCAUCACCUGAAUGUGACUGAGCUAGUGGGAUACUGUUCUGAGCAUGGGCAGCACCUGCUAGUUUAUGAGUUUCAUAGGAAUGGUUCACUCCACGAUUUCCUACACCUCUCAGAUGAAUACGGCAAACCAUUAACAUGGAACACCCGUGUCAAGAUUGCCUUGGGGACUGCACGUGCAUUAGAGUAUCUUCAUGAAGUUUCUUCGCCAUCUGUUGUUCAUAAGAAUUUCAAUUCUGCCAACAUUUUACUGGAUGUGGAGCUGAAUCCUCGCCUUUCAGAUUGUGGCUUGGCAAACUUCAUACCAAAUGCUGAUCAGGUAUUGAACCAUAACAUGGGAUCCGGAUAUAGUGCACCUGAGGUUGCAUUGGCUGGCCAAUAUACCAUAAAGAGUGACAUAUACAGCUUUGGAGUGGUCAUGUUGGAGCUUCUUACUGGUCGGAAACCAUUUGACAGCUUGAGGCCAAGAUCUGAGCAGUCGUUGGUUCGGUGGGCAACACCUCAGCUUCAUGACAUUGAUGCUUUGGCUGAGAUGGUUGAUCCAGCUCUCAAAGGUCAAUAUCCUGCCCAGUCCCUCUCACGUUUUGCUGAUGUGGUGGUUCUGUGUGUCCAGCCAGAGCCAGAGUUCCGACCACCCAUGUCCGAAGUGGUGCAAGCACUUGUUAGGCUGGUGCAGCGAGCAAACAUGAGCAAGAGAACCACUGCAGAUGAGCAAGGAGGAAGCUGGUGAGCAGUUGAUUCUGACAUACAGAGGAGUACUACAUGUUUUAAGUGGCAUAAGCUGGGUUUGUUCUCUGUUGAUAUGCGAUGUAUUCGUUAUCUUGGGUCAAUGAAUAGAGAAGAGGCAAGGAAAAAGAGUGAGGGAUGGGGGUGGAGGAGCUUUGUUUUCAAAAAGCAUGGUUACACACUUGGUUACACACUUGUAAUGGAUAUGUAUACAUUCUUUAUUCUUUGCAAGGAGUACUGAACAACACUUUCCUUCUGAAUGUUUGUAAUUUAGUUUCAUAAUCAUAUGUCUUCACUUUGCUUCCUCCA